Messenger RNA from Aspergillus candidus, 2237 nucleotides. RefSeq lists its product as uncharacterized. NCBI's taxonomy places the organism in Eukaryota, Fungi, Ascomycota, Eurotiomycetes, Eurotiales, Aspergillaceae. The transcript has 5 exons. The record is from RefSeq and is a predicted model, not a curated record. Bases 54 to 2237 code for a protein of 727 amino acids.
CUUAAUACAUCCUAUUACUCCCCGCUCUGUUGGUUCACUUGUCGACUGAAAACAUGGCGAAAGCGAACAGGCGAUUUCUAGCAGCAUUCUCAUGGCUACCGCGGAUCAAGUAUUGUGAUGUCCCCAAGGAGGCGUUGUCGAGCGACACUCGUAAGCAAAAACAGCGUGCCUUCGGUAUGUCGUCAUUAUUGAGUAUUCCGACUCCGUCGCCAAAAGCACUGAGCCAGAAUACAUAUGAGGAAGGCAGGGAGUGGAUUGAAGGGGCAUUACAGUGCACCUAUGGGGCGGGGGCAAUUCUGGCACUCAAUGUCAUCCUCACAGUUAUCGCGACUGCUUUCGGCCUCUCAAAGUAUGGAGGAAGCUUCCAAGCAAUAAAUGUUUACGAAGGAAGCUGUCCGAUGGCGAGUCAUUGGGCCACUGGACUACAUGUGUUGAUCAAUGUUAUCAGCACUUUGCUCCUCGCUGCCAGUAACUAUGUGAUGCAGUGCUUGGGUGCGCCUUCCCGAGCUGAUGUCGACAAAGCCCAUCGGGAACGCAUGUGGUUGGAUAUUGGUACUUUCAGUGUGCGGAAUCUCUCAGUCCUGAACAAUAAACAGCGGAUCUUGUGGGGACUGCUUUUGGUAACAUCGACGCCAAUCCAUAUGGUAUAUAACUCGGUGAUCUAUUCUACGGUCUCGGCAUUGGACUAUGCUAUUCUAUUAGUUCCCGACGAUCUGGCCUCCAAUGAACCUUUUGCGGCGGAAGAUGACAACUUUGAACGUGGUUUUUUCAAUACCGUUGGCACUAGCGCUGCUGAUAUACAGACUGAGAUUUUCGACGGCACGUAUAGAGAUGUGGAAGCGCAGGAAUGCUUGGACACAUACAACACAGAGUUCAACAGUGACUUGGACACUCUCAUUGCAGUUACAAACCGUCAUUUCUUCCAUAACACAACAGUCUUGAAAGCCAGGAUCAAUAGUGGACUUUUCUCAGAAGAUAAGAACACGCCCUCAUGGACCGCAAGUGUUGUUUUUGAACAAGGAAAAGACCCAGCAUACUCUAACCAGAUUGGCUUAGACGGUGAUUUUUUUGGAUGUUCUCUCCCAGAGAUACCCAUUUCGCGGUGCAUGGUCAAACAUAGAAGACCGCUCUGCCAGCUGACUUUCAGUCCGAAUAUUGCAGUUGUUGUUAUUGUUUCGAAUAUGAUCAAAGUCGCCUGUAUGUAUUUGACAGCCAGAACCAGUCGGACACAUCUCCUAUUGACUGUUGGCGAUGCUAUAUCGUCUUUCCUGGCAAAUCCGGACCAGGCGACCCAAGACCAAAGAAAUAAGAUGCGUCCGUCUGACAGAUCGAGAUCCUCCUCUGUUCUACCAGGGCCUAGUCAACAUGAAGACAAGUACAUACAUCAAUUUAUUCCGGGGGCACGAAAAAAGUGGUAUCGGGCUGUUAGCACAAAACGAUGGACGAUGGCCCUUACUUUUUUUGCCUUCUGUGCGCUACUUUCUGUAGCGAUGUUCCUCUUGGCAUCCUAUUGGGUAGGCACCUUGUCAGCUGCGUGGGACUUGGGCUUUGGAAAGUUUAGAGGAAACAACAUAAUCAAGAGCCCAGGGAUAACAGAAAAUACUCUAUCACUGGUCCUUCUCAUCAACACACCACAACUAGCAUUAUCUAUCCUAUAUUCCUUGUUCAAUGGGAUUUUGACAUCCAUGCUGGCAGCUGCAGAGUUCAACGACUACGCCGUCCGAAGAAGACCACUCCGAGUUUCCUGGCCCAAAGGCGAACAGCGAUCAACCUACUACCUAAGUCUGCCUUACAGAUACAGCCUGCCGCUGAUCUCAAUUUCUGCAGCGUUGCACUGGCUUGUUUCGCAAAGCAUCUUCUUCGUCAACAUCAUAGCUUAUGAUGUGCACGACGAACCCGUUGCCGGGGAGGCUGUGCGAGGUUGCGGCUACUCGCCGUUUCCUAUGUUUAUUAUUCUUCUCACAUCGGGUAUACUUUCCAUUAUCUUUCAUAUACUAAGUAACCGUUGGUUCAAUUCUCCGAUGCCCCUGGCUGCUGAGAAGAGUGCUUCUAUAAGCGCAGCUUGUCAUCCUCCACCCGACGACUGUGAUGCCGCAUUGAAGCCAGUGAUGUGGGGUUAUAAAGUAUGGCAAGAUGAGUGUGAUGUGAACUCGCUGAGUGCGAGUUCUAGAACUGGACGUUCGGAGACAUUGCAUACUUGCUACACGUUUACAUCCAAGGAAGUAGUAGCCUGCUAG